AGAGAGUACGCUGCGCGUGAGCACAUUCUGCCGUACUAGCCGCGCUCCCUUCUUCACAUUGCUGUACUAGCUCAAACUCCGCUCACUAAAGAACAUAAACUUCACGCAGUGAAAUUCAGCUGGACGUCGCGUUCCUAAACAUGAGGAGCAAACGGAACAUCUGACACAGACCCCGCGCAGCAGUUUGAAUCAGAGAGAAGAGAGAGGAGGAGAUCGUUUCUCCACUCUGCGGAUGAUUUGUUUGCAUUGUGCAUUUCUUUCCUCCACUACAGAUGUGACUAGUGGAAUGAGCUGCUUUUACACACUGGUGGUUUCACUGCAGCAUGGGAACUGCCGUGUCCAAGAAGAAUAAUUUAAGGAAUGAUGCGAUUUCUUCUGUUGCCGCAAAAGUUAGAGCAGCUCGAGCAUUUGGAGAGUACCUUUCUCACACGCACCCUGAGAACCGCAACGGAUCAGAUCACUUGCUAUCUGACACCUUCAUUGGUCAAGACACAGACUCCCCAGACAUCAGCCGACUGAACAACAAUAACAGCCUCCAGCCGUACUCCCAACACACUCUCAUAGUCAAGCCCAGUCAAGAAGAGGUUCAGCCAGGCAGCCAGUCUGCACCCCUUCCUACCAGUUCCAAGCGUCGUCUAUCCAUAGAACGCAGCCUUUCUUCUGAGGACCAGCAUCAUCAAAGGUGUGUAGAGAGCUCUUUGAAGCCAGCACGCGUCUACACCAUUACUAGGGAGCGAGAUAUGCUUGGAGGCCAGGGAGACAAGGAGUGCCUGGAGCUAGAGGUGCUGAAGAGGACCACAGACCCGCCAAGAACCAGCGCUUCCUCCAGUUUACGUGGCAGCCAUCAUCGAGGAAGCAACCAUCGUGGAAACAACGGUCCUACCCACCAGCAUCACUACAGCCAUGCACCUCUGACGCAACCUUUGCAGAGCUCAGGAAGUGCCCAUAAUAUCCGGGACUGGGGGUCGAGGCGGAGCAGGUCGAGGGAGGAUUGCACGCCGGAUUGUGUGGCCUGCAUUCGGCCACACUGCCAGAGCCAGCGCUCUCUAGACCUUGAGACGUCACCUCACGGUGGUGGCAAACAGCACAAGAAGCUAGAGAGGAUGUACAGUGAGGACCGUGUGUCCUCUGAAGAUCGAGAGGAACACACAAACAGUUGGUUCCCUAAAGAGAACAUGUUUAGCUUCCAGACUGCCACCACCACCAUGCAAGCAAUAUCGGCGUUCCGUGGAAUUGCAGAGAGAAAGAGGAGGAAAAGAGAGCAAGAGGCCACCGCACUGAUGGAGAGAAACUUCCGGAAACACCUGAGGAUGGUGGGCAGCAGGAGAGUGAAGGCCCAGACAUUUGCUGAUCGCAAUGCGAAGAGUUUCAGCCGAUCCUGGAGUGACCCCACACCCGUCAAGCCUGACUCUCUCCAUGACUCCAGAGACAGUGGAGACCUCCAGGCAUCGUCUGGCAAUCUAGAUGAAGAAGACUGCGAUGAUGUCGACUGGGAGGAAGAGAGAGAGUUGGAAAGAGCAGCUUGUGAGGGCGAUGACUUCAUCCCACCCAAAAUCAUGCUAAUUUCAUCAAAAGUCCCAAAGGCCGAAUACGUUCCCAACAUCAUCCGUCGGGAUGACCCCUCCGUAAUCCCCAUUCUCUAUGAUCAUGAGCAUGCCACCUUUGAUGAUAUACUAGAGGAGAUUGAAAAGAAACUCACCGCCUACAGAAAAGGCUGCAAAAUCUGGAACAUGCUCAUCUUCUGUCAGGGAGGUCCGGGUCAUCUCUACCUACUGAAAAACAAAGUGGCCACAUUUGCUAAAGUAGAGAAGGAGGAGGACAUGAUACAGUUCUGGAAGAAACUUGGCAGAUUCAUGAGCUUAUUAAAUCCUGAGCCUAACCUCAUCCACAUUAUGGGCUGCUAUGUGCUCGGCAAUGCGAAUGGAGAAAAGCUUUUUCAAAACCUAAAGAGACUGAUGAAACCUCAUGCCAUUGAGUUUAAGUCUCCUCUGGAACUGUCAGCUCAGGGUAAGGAGAUGAUCGAGAUGUACUUCGAUUUCCGCCUCUACCGUUUAUGGAAGAGCCGCCAGCACUCCAAACUUCUCGACUACGAUGACCUUCUGUGACAUUGUGUCGUUGGUUUAAGCAGCCCAAGAGGCAGGUAGCUUUCUUUAGGGCCCACGCGGCAACAUUCCCUCCAGAGAGAGCCUGGGCGGAAAAGCCCUAAGGUGGAAGGAGGACCAUGAGGUUGAGGAUGAGGAUGGCUGACAUUGAGAAGUCGUUCCAAUUCUCCGCCCUCAGAUGUAACGAGGGGAAGCAGCCAUUACUGUUAGGUGCUGUGUCUUCACCCCAUCCAUUUGAGCUUUCAGCUUGAAAGAGAAACAUUCGGUAGAUCUCCGCAGGUCUUAACUUUUAACCUGUGAGAGGUUUAGGAAAUAACGUUCAGCUUCUUUGAGAAUUGAAAAAGCUGUGUUAAGAAGGAGGAAAAAUAAGGACUGAUUUGAUUUUAGUACUUUUUUUGAGUAGCUGUUUUUGUGGUUAACUAGCAGGGGCAGUGAAACAAGGCCAUUUAACAGUGAAAAACGCCUUGAGGUUAUUGUGCAGGAUAAACUGUGGAACUGUUGUAUGUACAUGUUCAUUCAAACUCUAUAAAAUAACUACUGUAAUUUAUCUUUCAGCAUAAUAUUGCACUGUUUUAGUUGUUAAAGUAUGGUGUUUUUUAGGAUUCAUUAGAGGGAAUAUAACUCAGGUUUCAUUCGUUUAACUGGCCUCCCUCUGUAAUGUACCAUCUUUAGAUAAAGAGAGAAGAGGAAAGCGAAACUUUUUUCAGUAGAAAGCUGUUCAGUCUGAAAGAUUGAGUAACCUAAGGGGUGUUGAAUUAACACUCACACUUUUUAUCUGUAUCAGGAACUUUGUGUGUUUAGAUGUUUUAGAUUUCAAUAGACUCAUGUACUGUAAGUGUGACAUUAAGGCAUGUGUAGACAGAGCUCAUUUUAGAUCGGCAGAUUCUAUCCUUUAGCUUCAUUUCUUUAAGCAUCUUAAAGAAAAAACAACAUUGAAUAAGAUUUUAAAAUUGAUUCAUUUUGACAGUAACAUAGACAACGUGUCAUAUUUGUGAAUUUUCUCCUACUGUUUGUUUGUCAUAUGUGUCUGUAAGUAUUUGACGUGAUGUCGAGCUCUGUUUUGUGGUGUUUUCUUUGUAGGUGGAGGAUAACUGAUCAUUUUCCAUUUCGGAUAAGUCAAAGUGCAAUUGUACCUGCAAUAUCUCUUGUGUUUCUGUGAUCCUGUUUUGAAUAUCAAGAUUAGUUAUUUUUCAUAGUAUACAGGAUAGUACAUUUAGUCUUUAAAGUGGUUCUCUGUGGAGGAAAAUGUUCACGUAUCACUCUAGUUGGUGCGUGGGUGUGUUUUGGAUGCACCAAACAGAUAAAACAGUAGAUAUUUGUAAUCUUUAAUCAUCACGAGUGGAUGUUCAAGUGCAAAACAGCAGCAGCUGGUGCAAUAGACAGUCCAAAGCAUUUCAUAAAAAGCUUGCAGAUAGAAAAAGUGCAAUGUGGUUAGUCUUUCUGGGGUAAUAAUACAAAAUGAGAAUGCAUUGCAAUAUUCAAUUGAAGCAAACAGGAAAAAGAUCCCUAAUGUUGCUAUAUUUAGAGCAUAAAGCUCUAGUUGAAAUCUGCCGUUAUGAGAGUAUGUGAAGAAUCACGCAUAUAUCCAUAUCUGUUUGUGAGUGUGUUUUAGCUUUAGAGAUGCGGGCAGGGGCACUGAGAUGUGAAGGAUGCAUCUGUGUUUGCCUUGUACAUCUCUUUUCAUCUCUGACCGCUCAUGCAGACGCCCUGAAAAUCAAAUAAAGCACAAAAUCUCUGUAUCUGUAGGGCCAUCAGGGAACGAGUGUGUUCUGAUUAGAUCAAAUCAAAACAGCCCGACCACUUCUUUACUGUUCAGAUGAUUGCAUGUCUCGAUAUGGCUUUGUAUUUUGCUAUCCAAGCUCAUUUAAACUCAUGUAAUCAUUUCUGCACUGUUUCUACCAAAGUCGUUGUAUGCUAUAAUGCUAAAAUGAUUGUGAAAUUGCUAGGUAUGAAUAUGAUCUAUGUGUGUAAUAGAACAUAGCAUUUGAUCAUUGUGUGAUAUCACUGAUUGAGCCAAUGGCAUGUGAGAACCAUAAGGACUCAGCAAGAGCUCUGAGGAUCAUGGAGCCAUCUGGAUUGGCGGAAAGGUCUUUGGCACGUCAGGUGUGAAGACCCCCCUACUCUUGCAAUAAGAUGUUUUGUGUAUGCCGUAUGGCCUCGUGUUGAUUGUGUCAUGCAUCAGAAAGUCAUUUCAUAUAUUCCUUGUUAUGCGUUAUGUUUUGGGAAAUGAAAGGAGAGUUGGUGGAAAAACGUGCUUGAGUGUCUCAUUCCUAAAUAAUCAAUCCUUGUGCAUCUCUCCUGUAGCAAUAGACAUUGUAAUAUGAGCUGCUUUGUUUCUAGGACACACUGCACUGCUUCUAGAAUGCUGCUGUUUGAAUACCUUUGUAUGCUGUUUAUGUUUCUAGCAGCAUCCGUUUUAUUUUUACCAUGACCACUGGCUUUGCAGCACAAUGGAGAGAGACAUAUGGGAUGUCAUUGAGCUUUGGGCAAUAAUAUUUGAAGGCUUCAGGCAGUUUCUCUCUGUUGACUGUACACAUUAUUCAUGAUCUUGAUAUGAAGCAGUUAAACUAAAUGAUUAUUGUGAUGUUAAUGCAAACAUUAACAAUUGGUAAACUUUAAAAUCAAUAAGGCACUGAUAUGCAUGACAGUUAGUUCCCUUUGGAGUUUGUAAAGCAAACCCGAAAUCCUGAGUUGUUGAGAUUAAAGAGAAUUUGAGAAACAUCGACAGAAUGUUCAAAUGGUUCUGGUUUGGUUUUGAUGCGUUACCUGCUUGGGAAUAGAAAAUGCCUCUGGGAGCCUGAUUAUUACACCAAGAUAUCAUUCUUUUAAUGUUGGGACUGUUACACAUCUUUUAAAAACAGAAUAUUUAGGUUGAUGUUAUAUUAUUCUUGUCCUGUGUCUCUAAGCUGGUGUCCUGCUGUUUGAUAUGGAGUGGUUGAUUAGAUUAAAUGCUGAAUGAUUGAUAGCAUCAUGAUUAGACUCCUUGGCUCAUGGUGUUUUUAAGAGAAAUUUGUUUUUGCACACUUGCAGUGUGACUUUAAAUUUCUGCAAAGCCUAACGGGUGAAACAAAUCACUUUUAAGCAUUGUCAGUAGCAAUGAUAAUACUUUAAAUAGCCUAUAUUACAAUAUCUAGAAAGUCUUGAAGAGUGAUGAUAGUAAACGUAUGGUUUUCUUAGUCUGGCUACAUUGCCAAAUACAGUAUAUGACAUUUUAGUGACUAGUUCAAUUAAGUGGUUAAUAUUUCUUAAGAAAAUUAGCUCAUCUUGUCAAUUUGCUACUUUAAAGGACCGAGCAUAAGCUCCUAGUUUCUAUCUCUUUAGCUCAGUGUUCACAGUAUUUACUAUGAGACGUUGUAUUCAGGAAGGUAGUUUGCUGUACAACUGUGUGUUUUUACUUGUACACAGCAGUGAACACUGGAAAUGUUUCCUAACAUGUUUUACAUUAAAAUGUACCAAGUUUAAAGUGGAA
This is a messenger RNA of Cyprinus carpio (common carp), 5571 nucleotides long. RefSeq names its product NMDA receptor synaptonuclear signaling and neuronal migration factor. The transcript is spliced from 16 exons. The coding region runs from base 324 to 2105 and encodes 593 amino acids. Gene Ontology annotation, cellular component: cytoplasm; nucleus. The record is from RefSeq and is a predicted model, not a curated record. NCBI's taxonomy places the organism in Eukaryota, Metazoa, Chordata, Actinopteri, Cypriniformes, Cyprinidae. Gene Ontology annotation, molecular function: protein binding. Gene Ontology annotation, biological process: positive regulation of neuron migration; regulation of neuronal synaptic plasticity.